Molecule: messenger RNA, 3990 nt
Organism: Zeugodacus cucurbitae (melon fly)
Lineage: Eukaryota; Metazoa; Arthropoda; Insecta; Diptera; Tephritidae
Exons: 3
Coding region: 449-1498 (349 amino acids)
Source: RefSeq, a predicted model, not a curated record
AAUUAAAAUAAAAAAUUUGUGUAAAAUAAUAAUUGUGUAAAAAAACCAUGUAAAAAGGAGAUCGACUGUAUUGAUUAUAAGCCAAUAUAAUAAAGCUAAAUUCUUGGCCAUAACAUUCAAUUAUAUGUUAAUGUAUGAAUAUAUAUCUUCGAACUUUAAUCAUCUCAUGCAAUUCUGGAGCAGAAGAUUAAAUUGCAGACAUCAAUUAAUACCGUUAGAAAAAUAAAUAUUUACCAAAAAAAUCAUGGUGCUUCAUAUAAAACUGGAACUACUUGUUGUCUUAAAUGUAACAUAUGUACAUAGGGAGCUCACAGUUAAUUACCAUUGCACGGCAAAGACGAAAACAAAAUUAGCAUAUUAAAGCUACCCGCCAGCGGUAAAUACAACAGUUGCAACUGAGCAGCGUUGAAGUAACUUUGGAGCAAUUCUUCACCAGCGAACAAGCAGCAUGCUGCAACACAUAUUUGGGUUGCUAGCAAAGCUGCUAAUUUGUUGCAACCUCAUUACAGAUGCGACAGGCAUAACGAAUGCAGCAACCAAUGCAACAACAGCUGCGUUCACUAGCAUGUUAACAACCACAAGUCAGCACAUCAACAUGCCACAUAACUGGCUACGACGACAGCGGCGGUAUUUGCUGUUUGAGAAGGGCACGACAUUGGGGGUCCAAAUAUCCUGUGCGAAAGCUAUAAUACCAGAGCGCCCACGAGGUCUGUAUAAUAUAUAUGAACUGACCCUUAACUAUGCAUUGCCCAUAUCGGUGGAUGAUCUAUGGCCCAAACCAAGGAAAUCACAUCCGACGACGAUGAUGAAGACCAAGGCGAAGCAAGUGGCAAUGACAAAGCACCAUGCACCAACAAAUGUAGGAGCAGGGCAUACGCAAAAAUUAAUAAAAUUUGGCGGAAGUGAGAGCAAUUACAACAACAAUACUACCCAGGAAAUUUGGCUAUCACCGUGGUAUGCAACUGCAACCGAUUGGCCUGCAGCGGAAAAAACUAUGCCAACUUGGUGGCAAGUGCCAGCGCGGCGACGUCAAUGGUUCAGCAACGCUCGCAAACAGCAACAACAACAACAAUACCGAAAACAAUACAGUGUUCGACAGCAACAGGGAUUCUCUACACCGUUGCAACAAGCGAAAUCAUUUACCUUCACACCACGUCAAUUGUCAAACAAAUUUUCAAAACUACCAGUGGCUGCCCAUUUGUCACCGCAACUCCUUGCCAUGUGUCCAAGACAAGAUGUCUACGGCGGUUGGCAAAACAAUGUGCCGCGCUUGUGUGCGGCAGCUGCGAAAACGUUUAGGGGUGGUCGAAAGGGUGUUGGUGUUGUUGAAAACGUUGAAAACAAUGAUGAUGCUGGCCAUCAAAGUGUUAAACGUGAUGCUGAUUUUCAUUUUGCCACAAAUGCUGAACGUAUUUUCUUUGAUUUGCUGGCGCAAUGGGCACACAUAGAAUGCCUCAUAUUCAUUUUAACGAAAACCGCCUAUAUAUAUCUUAAAUAACGAACAUCGGGGAUUUGUACGUACUCGGUUUAACGAACAACAUGAAGAAGACAUAUGAAAAAAGAGGACAAAAUCAAAUGGCAUCGAACCAGAAUUAAAAAUAUAACUUGAAAAAAUUCAAAAGAAAUGUGCAAAUUGAAAAAAUUCUGAAUUUUAUGAAAAAUCUUAAAUUUAUGGAUCAGCACCAAAUAGAAGUAUAAGUGUCAGAAUUGGUUCAUUUUGGAAGAAUUUAUUGGAUUCGAAUUGUUUUGUUAUGGUUUUUAAUUUUUUAACAAAUCAUUAAUAAAACAAUUUAUUAAACUGCAAUUUACGGAUAUUUAACUCAUUUAUAUUGAAAAACUUACUUACUAAGUGAGUACUCGAAUUAACGAAAAAUUCGAUAAUUAAUUUAAAAUUGAUUCAGUUAGAACCAAGCCACGAUCCAUUUCCUUACCUUUUAUUCAUAUUUUUAUUUUGUUUAAAUUUAUUUGCAUCAGCUGAUGGAUACCAAUUCACAGAAUAAUACAUUUGUACUUAUGAUUGUACAUGGUUAAUUGUAAUACACAUUGUAAAACAGAAACCAUAUAUAUAUAUUUAUACAGCCCUAUUCUGUGCACUUUACAAAUUCAACAAAUUUCUAAUUUGUAAAAAAAUUAAAUUUAUCAAGCAUUUCGUAUUCUGUGUCUAAAAUAAAAAGCUUUUUUCUUGAUAAGUUGUUAAGAAGUAAAAUGCUCUUGGCAAAUAAAAUAUCACGUUGUGGAUAGUUGUGAAAAUGAAUUUUUGUGAAGGAGAUCUUUUACUUUUGUCGUUAUUUUUAUACAAAGAGGAAAAAUAUGAGUAUGUUGAUGGCUCGCGUUAUUGAGCCGUUUUUAUAUUAAGAAGUUUAUUUUUCCUUUUAAUGAGGGUAACUUUGACGAAAUUGUUUUCUAUAUGUACAUACAUAUAUUGCAUUCGAUUAGUUUUGCCAAUAAUGAACUAAGUUUAGAUUUCGUAGUCCCCAAGGAACUUUUCGGAAGCUAAACCAACUAAAUCAAAAUUAUAUUCCAAAUAUUUUUAAAUCUAUUACAAAGGACCUAUGUAUGUAUUAUAUUAUAUAAUAUUACUAGUGACCGGACCACGCAUUGCUGUGGAUAAGGAAUAUUUGAUAAAUUGAAAUUAUUUAACUACUUUCCAUUUUCUCCGUCAGCUUUAGUGGUUUACGAUAAAUAUACCAAAACUCUCUCUUGGGUUUUUUCGUACCUAUUUCAUGUGUUCCGAACUUUAUAACUCAAAUUGUAGCUUUGUUAUAUUCCUUUUUUGUUUAACUAUAAUUAUUUAGUCGUUGCAGAAGUCCGAUUUUGGCCAUCAAGAGUUCCAACCUUCUCAUAGUAACACAAUGCUUAAGUUUGAGCUAAGUUAUAUUAGGAUAUCCAGAUCAAAUUAUCGCUUGACCAAAUGACCGACCGGAUAGACGGAUGUUGAGCAGUGACCACGUCCAUUUACGUAACAAUGUGUAAAUCCUAUUGUCCUUCGGUAUUGUGAAUAUCUGUUGCAAAAGUCUUAAUUAAUUUUUUUUUUUAUUUUUUGCAUUUGUCCGAUUUUGCCUAUCUACAAUACAAUCUCAUAUUGCUAACUGAAACGUAUACGAACGAUUUCAUUUCAAUUCAAAUUAUCGCUUGACCGAAUGGCCGAAUGGACAGACGGAUGGACAUUGCGACUAAAAUUUUCAAUAUAAAUUAUCCUACAACAUGUAAUUUUUAUAUACAUAUGGAUAUAGAUAUUGCUCCGCGGAGGAGCAAAAGACUCCGGGGGAUGUGGGAUCGAAAAGCGAAUAUAUAGCCCCUGCCAUCCGAUUAUCAACCUCAUCUACGCGGCACCCUCUGUAUGGUUAGCAAACGAGGUUCUGGCGACCGAGUAAAGGCCGUAUAACCUUCUCAUCGGUAUAAAAACCGGAUCGAUAAACUGAUAACAGGUCAAUCAAAAUAAAUAAAAAAUUAAAAAUAAGUCCAGAUUCGUAGCAUGGAAUAUUUGCGCAUUCUCAGAAUCUUCACAUCUAGCCAAAGAGCAAAGGACUUACUGUAAAAUUAAUGUUAAAUUAUUAACUAUUUUAUAACAAACAUUAUAAUGCAUUUGAAAACUUACGUAAUAAAAUAAUUCAAUUCAAUUUUCAAUUCAAUUCGAAUAUAAUUGGACAGAAAUCAGCUGUUUCUGUUUACAUUAUUUUUUCCCACACGUGUGGUGGAAAGCUAUGCGUACUUACUUGAUAAAAAUCUGAAAAAAAUUUCAAUUGUUUUGUUAUUUUGUCAAGUGCACAGAAUAGGGUUGAUAAUAUGCCUGUCUAUGACGUUAAAAAUAAUAUAAGUUGAAACCAAUUAUGAUAGUGUACAAGAUUACGACGCACUGCCGUCACUAUCGUCAGAAUGAGAAUAGGCAACAUGAAGAAAUGUCAAAUGGAAAACGGAUAUGUAAAACAUAUUGAACCAAUUUGAAUAAUGUGCAAACAAAAUAUCGUAUUUAUAAAAUUAUCCAAUAUA